Zerene cesonia (dogface butterfly) is the source of this 2309-nucleotide messenger RNA. RefSeq names its product annexin B9-like (gene Anxb13). The coding region runs from base 202 to 1638 and encodes 478 amino acids. Gene Ontology annotation, cellular component: cytoplasm. NCBI's taxonomy places the organism in Eukaryota, Metazoa, Arthropoda, Insecta, Lepidoptera, Pieridae. The transcript is spliced from 9 exons. The record is from RefSeq and is a predicted model, not a curated record. Gene Ontology annotation, molecular function: calcium ion binding; calcium-dependent phospholipid binding.
GCUGUCAUUAGUCAUAGCUCGAAUCUUCUUGGACUGUUGGUCAGCCCAUUUGAAGGUGUUCAUUGUUCGCCAACACAUCGUGCACGAAAGCUUAUAUAUAUAAAGUGAUUUUAUUUGUAUAUACUUGCAUUAGUAAUAUAGUACUUACCGCAGGUAACGUGUGUGUCCAUUUUGGAGAAUUGUGCAACGUAUUCAUUUAAAAUGAACCCGUACCAAGGGCCACCACGGUAUCUACACAAUAUCGGAUUUAGCAACAGUGCACCACAGUCGUUUGGAAAUCCAAUGCCAAUGCCGGGUUUCCCUACUAUGGGUUACCCGGCACCUCAACCGGGCUACCCGAAUGCUCAACAAACUUAUCCACAAAAUAGUUAUCCAGUUCAAGGUCACCCACAGAGCCAGGGUUACCCACAGCAGCCCCAGGGUUAUCCACAACAGACUCAGGGUUACGCUCAACAAAAUCAAGGUUACCCUCAGCAAAAUCAGGGUCAUUCGAUGCCAAAUACUGCUCAAGGUUAUCCAAAUGUUCAGGGUUACCCAAAUGCUCAAGGGUACCCGACUCAAGCUGGGUAUGCCCAAGCAGGUCCUCAGGCAAGUGCUGGCUAUCCUCAGUCAAACCAAUACCAAGGAUAUCCACCUGCUCAAAGUCAUCAAGCUUAUAAUGUAUCAAGCCCAGUAGUUAGUCAGCCUAAGUCAAAACCAACAGUUGUGCCCGUGAACCCCUUCGACCCCCGCGAAGAUGCGGCUGUGCUCCGAAAGGCGAUGAAAGGCUUUGGCACCGAUGAGAAGUCCAUCAUUCAAGUGCUGACCAGACGCAGCAACGAACAACGUCUCCGGAUAGCUUUUGAAUUCAAGACGUUGUAUGGCAAGGAUCUAGUGUCAGACCUUAAGAGCGAGACCAGCGGAAAGUUCGAAGACCUGCUCGUAGCUCUGAUGACUCCUCUACCACAGUUCUACGCUAAGGAGCUGCAUGAUGCUACAGCUGGCAUCGGGACUGAUGAAGAUGUGCUCAUAGAAGUCAUGUGCACCAUGUCGAACCAUGAAAUCCAUGUCAUCAAGCAGGCGUAUACUGCCAUAUACGGAACGCUGUUGGAGGAUGAUUUGCGAGGCGACACUUCGGGCAACUUUAAACGGCUCAUGACAUCUCUUUGUAUGGGUAAUAGAUCUGAGGAUUUCCAUGUUGAUCAAGCGAAGGCGAGGGAAGAUGCAAGGAGUCUACUUCAAGCCGGUGAGCUGCGUCUAGGCACAGACGAGUCAGUAUUCAACGCGGUGCUAUGUUCGCGCUCUUUCCCACAACUGGCGGCCAUUUUCCAAGAAUACCAGUUCCUCACCGGACACGACAUCGAUGACGCUAUCAAGGCGGAGUUCUCUGGCGACCUAGAGAAAGCCAUGCGUGCUAUUGUGAAAGUGGUCCGCAACAAGCCGUUGUUCUUCGCGGAGAGGCUCCACAAGUCCAUGAAGGGUCUCGGCACCAACGACCGGCAGCUCAUCCGCAUCAUGGUGACGCGCUGUGAGGUGGACCUCGGUGACAUCGCUGAGAUGUUCCAGGCCAAGUACGGGGAGUCUCUGCAGAGCUGGAUUGAGGGUGACUGCUCUGGACAUUACAAGAAAUGCCUCCUGGGAUUACUAGGUUUAUAUUAACCUAUAAAAUCACAAAUAAUAUGCACUGACAUGCAUAAAUUGUGUAAUAGUUUGAGAACUAGCAUUCUUAAUAACAGUAUAUGAUAUCUAUAUUUAAUAUAACCUAUAAGGUGUUGUUGCAGUAAUCGAGUUAUAUAGUUUAUUUCUUAAUUUGUAUUUUUGAACCGAAAAAAAAAAGAAAUCGUCUUUAUCGGACAUAAAAUAAAUCCUUAAUAUAUAAUACUGUGUGUACUGGAUUUUGUUUGCUAGAUCUUAGACUGCAAGUGUCAAUCUCAAAUUAUUUUUAGGUUAUAUUUUUAUUAAUAUCAGUGCCAUCUAUUGAUCUGUUUCGCAAGUAACUCAAAUAGAUGGCGCUAGUAGUUUGUAACGUGAUUUGCAAUAGGUCCUAAAUACUAUAUAUUUUUGUUUUUCAAAUCUAUCGUAGAAGUUAUUUUUGGCUUUUACCGUCCAAUUUGAUCUGAUUAAUAUUUUAACUACGUUUUUACGUACUUUGUAACAAAAUUACUUUAAUAUUACUUGCAAAAUAAUAUAUAUAUUAUAUUAAUUUUAUAUGUUUCAUAUAACAAAAAAAAUAUUUUAAUAUUCAUAGAUGGUUAAGUUCUUUGUAAUAAGUACAAUGAAAAAAAGAUAGAAUAUGUUGUUUCUUGAUUUAAAACUGUGCCUUGUGAUCU